AUGGCAGCCGCCGUUCCAGAACGAAUGGUGCGUGCCGUCGUUCUGCCGUGCGGAGCAAAGGGCACCUUCAAAGGAGAAGUGUACGAACACACCGUUCGGGUCCAAGCGGACGACGGUCGUUCGACACCGGGCUUCUUCUUUUGGAUCUUUCGCUGGAUGGUGGACUUUCUCGGAGGGACACCUAACCACAACAUUUCUGGAAGGAGUCGGGAUGGCAUCGUCGGUCGGGCGGCGGCCGUGUUGGCGGACGGUUUGUCGUCGUCCGAGCCCGAGCAGGACGAGCAGGAGGACUCGCAGGAGGCAGUUAUGCCGUCUGCGGAGGAUCACGUCAGCAAGAGCAGUACGAUGACGAAGCACGAGCGGAUCCACAAGAGAAAGGCCAAGAGCAAGCCGGUCAAAGAGGAGCCGGCCGAGCCGGUCGUGGUGAAAGAGGAGCCGGACGGGGAGGGCGAUAUGCCAGAGGAGGAGGCUGAUGAGGAGGACGACGACGAGCUAGUGCGAAAGGGCGACUUCUGCCUUUCGUCCUUCGCUUGCAUAUGCUGGUUGGCUCAGCUGAUGGCCAAAGGCCCCAGAGCCAAUUCCAAAUGGAAUUUGGAUUCCGCCGAAGUUCGUUCCCGUGCCGAGGCACUGCUGGAAGGAAUGCGGGAUUCGUUUUGGCAGGACGUUCGAGGUCGUUCGUUUGAGGUUGUGCAAGGCCAGCUGGCCGUCGACAAACUCGCGACGGCGUUCGGUCAGGACCGUCGACGGCUGGCCGAAAAGAUCUUCAGCCGUUUGGUGGCGAGACUUGCCGAGGCCAUCGAUGCGUCGAAAGGAAAGACUGUCUGGAUGGCCAACCGUGUUGAGUCGCUCGAGCAGUUGAGGACAGCUCGCGGCUACCGGAAGGUCUCGCACGGCUGUCAAGAGGCCGUUCUGCAGGCAGGGGCGGCAGCCGGGCCGUCCAUUGCAGCUGCUCUACAGUCUCAGAAACACUUGACGUCGUCCGUCGAGGAGAAGACCACCCGGAACCGGGACAAACCAGGCAAGUUUUGGGAGUCAGAGCGACUCUCGUACUGCAGCAGCGGACAGUCGACGUUCUCGUCGACUACCGUCCUCAGCGUGGUCGCGGAUGCCGUUCACGUCGGCGACGACGACUGGUUGAACGUCUUCGUGUGCGAUCCUGGCUGCGACGUGUCGUUCUUUUGCCCGCCACAGGUGAAGAAGGGAACCUGCCUCACGGCCGAGAACUUCGUGGACAUGUGGCAGGGCCGCAUCACGAAAUUUUUCCAAAAGGCCGGCACCAAAGGUCGUUCGGCAGGCAAGAGCACAGGCGGAGUUCGGGAACCGGAGCGACAGGCCACUCAGGAGUGGCUGCGGGACGUUUCGCACAGCCUCUCGGCCGUGGGCUGGAGUUGGUCCUCGUGUGGUCCCUCGGCCGACAGUGCCAAGAGGCCCAACGUGAUCGUGCUCUGCACCGAUCAGGAAGCGACACAGUUGGCGGCCGUGUACUAUCUCAAGUUUGGUCGCUCGCUGUUCGUGGAGUUCGUCAACGACCCCGCCCACAGGAGCCAUAACGACGUUCAUCUCGCUUUGGCGUCGGCGGGACUGUUGACAUUCGCCCUCGUCUCGCUCGGCCUCUACAACGUUCGGUACGGGCCGUGGAACAAAGGAACCUGGUUCGGCAAGGUCCAGAGCAUGGCCGACGAAAUGAGCAGUUCCAUGUCGCCCUCCGACCCGCUCCUUUUGACGUUCUUCCCGGACAUCCUGGCCGAUGAGGGUCGUUCGCAGGAGGAGAACACGGAGGAGAAUCGGCGGCUUUUUUUGGAGGGCCUGCCGAACAGGUCGUUCGUUCGGUCCAAGGGAAGCAAGGCUUCGCAUUCUCGCUUCAACAGCUUGUCCAUCGCCCAUUCGGAAUUGGACAGGGACUGGUCGUCGUUCUGUUUGGUUUUGGCCGCUCUGUGCAUCGCCGAAGGCUGGACGACGAGUGCCUCGGCACUCUGGGCUCCCGGAGCCGGCAAGGUGCAGGAGGCCAGCAGUGGAACCAGGUCAGCGGCGAAGGCGGCCGCUCGCAAAACGAUGCAGCAACAGCGAAGCGGUUCGGUCAACACUCUACACGGCAUGACGUCCUUCGCAUGCAGCCCUGACAACCGAUCGCUGGCGAGAACGAUUUUUUUCGUGCUGCAACCCGAAGGUAUUCGCUGCAGCAAGAUGCUCGAGGAGCUCAGGUCUUUCGAUGCAACCGUGUCCACGUAUGCCGCUUGGGCCCACUGGGGCUACGUGGAGACCGCUCGAGAGCACUUGGUUCGUCUCUCGGACCUGGCUGCCUUGCAGCGACUGGGCUUGAACAUGGCCAUGGACCAUGACGACGAUUGCGACGAAGCCGCCCUCGUCUACCAGGACACUCUGGCUCGACGGGUCGUGAAGCUCACCGUUCGCCUGCUUCGCUUCCGGUGCGGCUCACAGCUGCCGAGCACGAAUGGUUGGGGUGCUACCGCCGGGCUCCUCCACGACAGCACGGCCUCUCGCCAGGCCAGUCUCCAGUUUUUGAAGGCGGUGGACGUGACUGUGAAGGCCGUGCAGGAGACCGGGUCUCUCGAGGCCAAGACAAUGCUCGAGGGCCAUCCGGCCACAGGGCCUGUCAUGGGCAUGGUGUUGGCCGAGCUGCGUGCGGCGUCCUUCGUCGAGGUCCCGCCUGGGACGUUCGACUUUCUGCGGCGUUGCUGGGGCGGCCUCUUGAAUUCGAAGUUGGUCGAAGAUGCCAACAAAGUGCAGCGUGAGGCAGAACAGAGAAACGGGACUGCCAAGACUCUCGGCCGCCUGGAAGGGUGGCAUGGCCUCUCGAGGAAGAGGCUCUUCAAGGAUUACGACCGUUCGGAAGUGCCCAACGGCACCCUGGUCACCCUUCCCACAUCGUUCGAUGCCGAUGCCUGGUUCGUUCGCAAAAAGAGGCGAACGACAAGCGGGUCAAUCGCCACUGGGUCUGCCAGCAGCUCGCAGCCCGCCGUGGCGGAGGAGACUGCAGAGGAGGCCGUUUGCAAAGGGGUCAGCCAGGCUCGCUCUUGGGCGUCCCACACUCCCGACUCUGAGCAGGACAAGCUCGCUGGCUUCUCGUUGUUGGCGAAGGUGGUUCGGGAGUCGAAGGACUGGUCCUUCGUCGAGAAAGGGUGGUGGUCUUCUCUGGUCCCAGAGGGGCACGGCCUCGCCUUCCCGGGCUCAGACAGCGUCUGCUUCGUCGUCCGGACGUACAAGCGAGCGGCCUUGGUGUGGCCGGCCACUUUGGACAAGGGUCCUUCGGGCGUUGAGAGACUCGUGCUCGACACAACUGCGGCCUCUCUGUGCUGGGUGCACGUGUUCGACGAGAACGUCGAGGUUCUCGAUCUCGUGACCACGUCGCCACAGCGUGUCCUGGCUGUGCAGGAGUAUCAGCGGGUGGGCCUUUGUGACUUAGUGCGUUUCAGCUUUUUUGAGGUCACAAGCUUUACUGGCUCUACUGAAACACCGAACUGCUUGCGGUCUCUCGGCGAGACCAGGCCUCUGGGAGUGGCCUUUCGUGUGCAGGCCCGGCAGUCGUUGCUCCGCCACCACGAGCUGCACGGGUUCGCGGGAGUGCCAGAGUGGUCUCUGCGGAAGCUUGCCCAGGCCAAAAAGUGGCCGGUCUCGGUCCAGGAGGCAGGACACGACGAAGACGACCGCCUAGCGAUAGUUUGUUUGCUGUCGCUCGACCCUUCGUUGGUCAAGGAAGAAGUGGUCGGCCGCUUGCUGAGCCGCCAAGAGGCCGCUCCCUGGUCGAUCGACACGGGCAUCGACUUGGAGGAGCUCGUGCGGGACACCAUGCUGGCCGCAGAUCAGGAGCAGGCGCUCAAGCAUCUGGCGAACAAAAAGGCCGGUCAGGCGUCGGCCAAGGACGUGCGGAAGAGGGCCUCUCACACCUACGAGCACGUGGCCAAAACGUUCGCUGGUCGGCCGGAGUACAAGAAGUUCCAGGCCCAGCGAAAGGAGAAGGAGAAGAAGGCCGUUCAGGAGCAGAAAGCACGGGCGGCCGAGGCGAAGAGGGUCUACGACGACGUGAACGUGGACGUCGACCGGGUCCUCAAGGCUGCCGUGCCGCCGGGCGUUCGUGUGUACACCGACGUCGGCAGCAAGCCGGCCGGGCGGGCUGCGGUUGAGCAAAGCUGGGACUGGGCGGAGACGUUCGCGGGCCUCGCCAUGUCGGACGAGGCCGCAACGAUCCUGAAGAAGUUGUCGGUUGCAGCUGCAGACCACCAGUUUCAGUGCAUAAGUCAACAGCAGGCCGUCUUCAAGCUCGUCCUCCAGCAUCGGCGUGAAGCAGGUCUGUCAGAAAAACAGGCGGCCCGGUUUCGCAUCCGUGGCAAGCGGAUGCUGCGGACGGCAUCCGCCAUGAAGGUCAAGUGGAACCACAAGAAGAGCAAGGACAUUCGCGAGCAGUUCGGGGCGAUGGCAAAGGCGGCCUACGAGGACAACCGCCAAAGGGCAGAGGCUUUCAAGACUGCCCGGAGCAAAGACUUUGUCUUGUUCGACGAACAGCAGGUGGAUCGUGCCCAAGACGAGGACGCGGAGGCCAUAGCCGUUCGAGUGCAGGAGGACAUCGAGGCCGAUUGUGCUAGGAGGGACGUUCUCGAGGACUCCUGGACCUGGACGUUGGGCGUGCCUUUUCGCGACUUGGUCGAGGUGGGCAGUGGGGUCGACGGACAGGUCUUUCGGGCCACGUUCCAAGGACAGUCGUUGGCCUUGAAGCUGGCCAAGGGUCGCGGGCUGCAGGACCCGAUGCAGCGGGCGGCCGCAGGUGGCCUCGACGUCGCGGAGGAGUUCGCCGUUCUCGGGGCGCUUGGCCAGCACCCGAACGUCGUUCGAGCCUUCGCCGUUCUCAGCAGUUCGCUCGGAAGGCCAGCUCUGGUCCUCGAGUGGGCAACGGAGAGCCUGCAGCAAAUGGCUCGCAGGCUGAAGGACGACCGCCUGGAGACCUCGCCGGCCGGGCGACGGUCGCUGCUCAACCUCUUUCAGCAGUUCGUUGUCGGCCUCUCCUACGUGCACAGCCGCUCGUUCCUGCAUUUGGAUGUCAAGCCCACGAACAUCCUGGUCUUCGAUGGCGUUCGUGCAGCAGUUGCAGAUUUCGGCCACUCGGAGCACGUUUCGGACACUGGCUGCACGGUGAUCGGCAAUCGGGUCUACACCGAGGCCUUUCGCUGUGCGGAAUGCCUCAUGGCGGCCGAUCGGAAGGUACGUGUGACGUUCGCCGGCGACGUUUGGGCGGCCGCUGUCUCGUUGUUCGAGAUCUGUUGCCCAAAAAAGGCCUCGCUGUGGACAAUCCCACCUGCGACGUUCCUCCGGGACACCGAGGAGCAGACGGCCAAGGCCAUUCGGGAGAUGGCCCUCGCUAAGAGCUCCAAGGUCAUGCCGUACGAUGAGGUCGUUUUGGAGGUCCUGAAGCAGACCUUCGUGCCGGCCAAUCGACGGCUAGCUUUGCCAGGCCUGCUGAAGAUCAUCCAAAAAGCCGUUCGGUCAGCACGACCCCCGUGCCGUCUCGACUGA
This is a messenger RNA of Symbiodinium sp. CCMP2592, 5526 nucleotides long. The record is from the annotation of a GenBank genome assembly. Lineage: Eukaryota; Dinophyceae; Suessiales; Symbiodiniaceae.